Biomphalaria glabrata is the source of this 2135-nucleotide messenger RNA. Its product is annotated as tether containing UBX domain for GLUT4-like. The transcript has 20 exons. Gene Ontology annotation, biological process: signal transduction. Lineage: Eukaryota; Metazoa; Mollusca; Gastropoda; Planorbidae. The coding region runs from base 74 to 1897 and encodes 607 amino acids. Gene Ontology annotation, molecular function: protein binding. The record is from RefSeq and is a predicted model, not a curated record.
UAUAUAUCUAUAGGUAUGUGAUUUUAAAAUGUAAACAGCUCAGUCAUUUUAAGAGUGAUGUCCCAUUCAUGAAAUGGCUGCCUCCGUACAAGUUUUAUGCCCAAAUGGAAGACGACAAAACGUAAAGAUCAACCCAAACACGAAACUUCUUCAGAUUCUUGAAGAAGUUUGCCAGCGUCAAGGAUUUGUCCCCCCUGAAAACUAUAUUUUGGUGCAAGGCAGAAAGGAAUUGGAUUUGUCCUUGAGUGUGAGAUUCUCAAGUCUUCCAAAUAAUGCUAAACUUGAACUGGCAAAAGCAGCUUCUGCAAGAGUUGAACAAGAUGUCAAAAUAGCUUUACAGCUAGACUCAGGUCAGAGACUUCAGGGCACCUUUAAACCCAGCACAACGUUAUGGGAUCUAUUGCUGCAACUGGAAAAUGAACACAGUGAGCACAAAGACAUUCUUUCUAAAGUUGACAGGAGCACUAGUCCUGCUCUGCAUCCUGUUUGUAUAUUUAUGAGAGAGGAGAUAAUUGGUAUGAGAGCCUUACAAGAGAUGAAUUUGAAGAAGCUUGGCCUAACAUCAGGGAAUGCAAUUAUCAGGCUAUUACAUAGACCUGUGGAAGAGAGCAUUCUUCAAGAAAUAGAACUCAAGCUAGAGAAAGAGAAGGAAAAACAAGCCAAACUUGAGGAAAUAGCACAGAAAAAAAGUGAGUUGCAGCAGAUGAUACCAGAAGAUAACAGAUCUGAUGAGACAUCUAGUGACUUGGACCAAAAAGUGGAACAAAAAAGUCCUUCUAUUUUAGACUUGGAAUCUUCUGCUCAAAAAUAUGGUGAACCAGGAGAGUUACAUCCAGAACCAAUGGAUACUUUAGAGAAUGAAAGCUCAUUAUCUAUGUCCUCCUCUGCAUCAGAGCCAUCACCAGCAAAACAAAGACUUGCUCAUCCCAAGAAAAAUUCUAAGACAUUUACCCAUGAUUCUCAAAGCAGCUCUGCUGGUGCCACUGCCAAAACUGUCCAAUUCUCUGGUGUUACAGAAAUCACAGAUGAUGAAUUCCUAGAUCUAAGUCCCCAAGAACAAGCAAUUGCUAGACGCUUGGUUGCCAAGUAUCUCCCUCAGUCUUCAUCAGAAACAGAAGAGCCCGCCUCCUUUGCUGAUUUUAAGUUCCCAGAAGCUACUAAAGGGAUGGAUUUAUCAGGCUCUGACAGGAAACAAGUGACAGAAGAGAGUUUGCCAUCUUGUGACAGAGAGGCCAUCAUCUUCAGAACAGAUGAACCGCUCUCCCAUGAAAGCUCACAAGUGGACUCUAUUCCUGAAGACUUUUUUGAAAUCACUCAGUCAGAUGUUAAAAUUCUUUACAGAGACCUUCAGAGCGCUGUACAGCAAUUGGAAGAUCAACCGUUGAUGACCAAAGCCAUGAAAAGAGCUCAGACAGAAGCUCUCUAUGAUCAGUAUGAGAGAGUUGUGAUUCGUGUUCAGUUUCCUGAAAAAUUGACCUUGCAAGGUGUUUUCAAACCAAGAGAACUUGUUUCAGCUUUAUACAGUUUUGUUCAAGAACAUUUAGAAAAUAAAAAGAUAUCCUUCUAUCUGUAUACAACUCCUCCAAAAUUUAUUUUAAAAGACCAGAAAUCAACUCUGUCUUCUAACCAUCUUGCGCCAGCUGUUAUAGUUUACUUUGGAUCAGAUUCCCAUCAAGAUCAUUAUCUGAGUGAGACUACAAGACAAUUGUUGAAAACUAGAUUGAAGGCAGAGGCUAUUGUUAAUACAAUAUUGCAACCUUCAGUUCCUGAAUCAGAGACUAAGAAAAUAGAAGAAAGUAGACCAGCUUCAUCAAGAUCCCAAGUUGCCUCCACGUCUCAAGGAAGUCUUUCUUCAGGAGCUCAUAUUCCUAAAUGGCUCAGACUUGGAAAAAAAUGAACUGACAAGGCAAGUUUGUGUACACAGCCUAGCGUGGAAACGUGUCGAGUCCAAUGAAGAAGCAUGUGCAGGCCAGGCAGGUUCCAGUGGUGUUCAAAUGAUGCUCUUUAUUUUUUUUUCUGUUGGUUUCCUUUUUUUUUUUUUCUUCGCCCAAUUGUUCUCUUUACUAACUAAAGAAUUGAAACUUGUAUUUUCUUCAGAAUUGUAUUUAUGAACUGAAUAAAAUUUCUUAUUUAAA